CAAACCAAACCAAACCAAACCAAACCAAUGGGUCAGUCAAAAUUAGGCGUUUCAAUGCUCAUUCUCUGCCUCCCUACCACAUCCUACCAACGCCAUUUGUCAGUAUUCAUAUUCAAGAAAUCCAUACAAAAUCAAAGCAAACACACUAUCAAUUAAAUGCAUUCUUAUUCUUUUCUCAUUAAUUAACCAUCUACCUAAUACUCAUUAAUACUACUCUAUCUAUGCUCUCUACACUCUUCAACUCUCUUAACAUGAUGGAUAGAUGUUUUAAUAAAUUGGUGAGAGUGGAUAUUAUUACUAUAAUUGUCUAUAUGGUAAUACAGGUCUAAAAAAUAGUGUAGCAUACCAUCAGCACACAAUAUUUAUAAAGAAUCAAAGUUGUCAAAUUCUAUUUCAAAUAUUUUAUAAAUGAUAGCUAAUUAAAUACUCUCAAGCCUUAAAAGGCAUACACUAUCAUCAAUGACACUACACUAGUCUCUUCAUUUUCAACUCUCUAAAUCCAAUUCUCUCACUAAACCAUUCAACCAAGAACAACUAGUGAUCAUGAUGAUGAACAAUCCAAUUGCUAGUGAUGAUCAAGAAAUUAACCAAGAAAUCAAAAUGACCCAAAUUCAAGAAUUAGAAGAUCAAAAGUCCAAGACAAGUAAAGGGUACAUGGUUCUUUUAAUUAUCAACUAUUUAUGCCUCUUUGUGGGUUCAGUCUCCUCAAGUUUGCUUUCUAAAUUCUAUUUCAUCCAUAAAGGCUCAAGCAGAUGGGUCUCUACAUGGGUCCAAUCUGCUGGUUUUCCUCUUCUUAUCAUCCCAAUUUACCUCUUCAAAUCCCCUCACAGAAGACCCUUUAAUGGCUUCACUCCCACAAUUUUAACCCUAUCAAUCUUGGUCGGUCUCAUGCUGGGCUUAAACAAUCUCUUAUUCUCAUGGGGUAAUUCCUAUCUCCCUGUCUCAACUUCCUCUCUUCUUCUAUCUUCGCAGCUCGUCUUCAACCUCAUUCUCUCCGUCAUCAUCGUCAAGCAGAAGAUCACGUUCCAGAAUCUGAACUGCGUCGUUCUGUUAACGCUGAGCUCGGUUCUUUUAGCGUUAGGUUCGAGUCAUGAUAAAGCUAAAACCUUAACCACAGCUAAAUAUUUUAUAGGGUUCUUCUCUACUGUUGGAGCUGGUCUGUUGUUUGCCCUAUAUUUACCCAUCAUGGAGAAAAUAUACAAGAAAGUUUACUGUUACCAAAUGGUGAUGGAAAUGCAGUUAGUCAUGGAAAUUGCAGCCACCGCAUUGGCCACCGUGGGGAUGGCGUCGGACGGCGGGUUUUCCGAGAUGAAGAGAGAAAGCCGGGAGGUGUUUGAUAAAGGAGAGAAAUUGUAUUGGGUUACAGUGAUGAGCAAUGUGGUUACGUGGCAAUUGUGCUUCAUGGGAACUGCGGGAAUGGUGUUCUUAACGUCGUCGUUAACGGGUGGGAUUUGCAUGACGGCGUUGCUGGCGAUGAACGUGUUGGGAGGAGUUUUAGUGUAUGGAGAUGAGUUUGGUGGUGUUAAGAUUGUGUCCACUGUGCUUUGUUGUUGGGGUUUUUCGUCAUUUGUGUACGGAAUGCAUCUUAAAAUGAAGGAUGAGAAACAAAAAAGGAAAAAUGGAGAUGAUGAUGAGGGUAAGAAUGUUGAAAUGGAGAUGGUUUAGGUAGUACGGACACUUCGUUCAUUCAACGUGUCCCGUUUCGGAAACGUUUCGAACACUUGAAGUUUUGGAAAAGAAAUUUUAUUUUGACGUAAAAAAAGGUUCAAAAAUAAUACUGUUUCGCCGUGUCUGUGUCUAAAAAUGCCGUUUUCUCGUGUCCGUGUUAUCUAAGGAGAUGGCUGCUGUUUGAUGCUUCAUAGAUGAUAGGUAUUAUCUUCUUUUUAGUUUUUGUUUUUGUCUAAUGACUGGUGCUUUAUAGCUAUCAUAUCAGAAUCAGAUUAUGUUUCCUUUUGUAAAUAUUAUUUAUAGGAAAAGAAAAUUGAAUGAAGUUCAGUGAUGUUUUGUGGGGUUGAAGACAGGAUGAGUUUCAUAUCAUUUCCAAUUAAUAUUAUCGACAUCAUUUUCA
This is a messenger RNA of Mercurialis annua (annual mercury), 2068 nucleotides long. Its product is annotated as probable purine permease 4. Gene Ontology annotation, molecular function: purine nucleoside transmembrane transporter activity. Gene Ontology annotation, cellular component: membrane. The coding region runs from base 544 to 1665 and encodes 373 amino acids. The record is from RefSeq and is a predicted model, not a curated record. Lineage: Eukaryota; Viridiplantae; Streptophyta; Magnoliopsida; Malpighiales; Euphorbiaceae. The transcript is spliced from 2 exons.